Oncorhynchus gorbuscha (pink salmon) is the source of this 753-nucleotide messenger RNA. RefSeq names its product zinc finger protein 239-like. The transcript has 2 exons. Gene Ontology annotation, biological process: regulation of transcription by RNA polymerase II. Gene Ontology annotation, molecular function: RNA polymerase II cis-regulatory region sequence-specific DNA binding; DNA-binding transcription factor activity, RNA polymerase II-specific. Bases 1 to 753 code for a protein of 250 amino acids. NCBI's taxonomy places the organism in Eukaryota, Metazoa, Chordata, Actinopteri, Salmoniformes, Salmonidae. The record is from RefSeq and is a predicted model, not a curated record.
AUGAUUAUUGUGGCAGAUGUUUGUGUAUACAGAGAGAGAUGUGACCAUCGUGAAUCCUCUGGGGAGUCUCAACAACAUCAUGAUGCUGAAGAGGCAGAGAAGAGUCUCUCCAGAUCAGAACACCUCAAGAAACACCAUCAGAGACACACAGGAAAGAAACCACACUGCUGCUCUGACUGUGGGAAACGUUUCAAAUCUUCAUCAGAACUUAAAAAUCACCAGCGGGUACACACAGGGGAGAAGCCUUAUAGCUGUAAUCAAUGUGGGAAGAGUUUUACUCAUUCAAGUAAUCUGAAAACACACCAGAGAACACACACAAGAGAUAAGCCUUACAGCUGUGAACAGUGUGGCAAGAGUUUUACUCAGGCAAGCAACCUGGUAUCACACCAGAGAACACACACAGGAGAGCAGCCAUACAGAUGUGAUCAGUGUGGCAAGAGUUUUACUCAGUCAAGCAACCUGGUAUCACACCAGAGAAUACACACAGGAGAGCAGCCGUAUAGCUGUGAGCAAUGUGGGAAAAACUUUUCUCGGGGAGAACGCCUUAAAGAGCACCAGAGAACACACACAGGGGAGAAGCCUUAUAUCUGUGACCAGUGUGGCAAGAGUUUUACUCAGUCACGCAACCUGCUAUUACACCAGAGAACACACACAGGAGAGCAGCCAUAUAGCUGUGAGCAAUGUGGCAAGAGUUUUACUCAGUCAAGCAACCUGGUAUCACACCAGAGAACACACACAGGAGAGCAGCUGUGA